AUGGAUACCAAUUGGUUGCGUAAUGAACUCAUUCGAAUCGUCAAAGAGGCGAAAAGGACGGUCGCGGCCGGACCACGUUCAACGAACGCGCGCCAUUUUCUUCCUUCGAGCCUUUCGUUCACGUUCUUUCGCGCGCUUCUCUCCUCUAAUUUCAUUUCAUUUCAUUUCGUUUCGUUAGUCACGAAACGAAUGAAACGACAGUUGGACGCGUUGCCUCGUUUAAUUGCAACUUUUAUUAAGCGACCAGAUCGCAAGGUCGCGCCUUCGGUCCUGGGAUUUCGAUUAACUGGAGAAAAUGGCGUCAUCUGGCUCGCGCGUAUUUGCACGAUGCGUGCCGCACGCGAUCCUUAUAACAGGUUACGUCGCCGACGAAGACGACCAGCUCCUGAUGACGUGCCGCUCGCCGGCAGAGUCGCGAUGAUCGCGCGGAAUCGGCGAACGGCAGCUUCCAAACCGGCGGAAGUUGUCGAAGAGGUUGGCUCAUCCGGCCAUCCUGGCAAUCCCUUCUCCCCUUUUGGGGGACGUGGCACGCGCUCGGAAUCCAGAAUUUGUUCACACACAAGCGAAUGGAAACGAAGAGGGAAAAUGGAGAGAAAGAGA
Messenger RNA from Heterotrigona itama, 600 nucleotides. Lineage: Eukaryota; Metazoa; Arthropoda; Insecta; Hymenoptera; Apidae. The record is from the annotation of a GenBank genome assembly.